CUUUGUGUCAUCUUCCCUGCAAUGAGACAGCAGGAGGAGGGAGACGAGUGCUGAGGGUUGAGGGGACUGGAGGGGACCCUUUGAGCCUGACUUCUCCUCCCCUCCAUUCUCUACUUCUGUAACUGUAUGGCCCUGGGGCUCUAGCUGCUGCCUGGUGAGGGGCCCAGUGGGUUCCUGGCACAGGCUGUUGCCAAGAAUGCCUUUGCUGCCAUCUUGGGACUGCUGGUUUUUCUCUUCGGUAAUUUCCAUUUUCCCUGCAAUUGGAGUGGCGUGCUGGAGAAACUAUUAGAAACCCAGGGAACCUGGGCUGCUUUCAGAGCUGUGGGAGGUCUUGGGGUGGGGUGCCAUGUGGAUGGGGGAGGGACCAUCCACAGGGCUCUGCCAUGUGGGUGUGAGGCCUCCUGGCAUACUGGUUACUGGGAGGCCACUGGCAUGUGCACUCCUGGGCUGGAGGAAAGCUCCAGGGGUUCCGUCUCAGUUUGCUCCAUCAAGAAGUGGGGAGGCAGUGCAGGCCAGUGCCUAGGCCAUCUGGGAAGAGGGGCAGACUGGAGGAACUGUCUUCUUGGGAAAGGGGUGUGAGAAUCCACCCUAGUGUUUUUAAUUUUUCUGGGCAGCAGGAGGUCAGACUAAGUGGCUGCAGAGGGGAGGGUGUGGCUUUGCUGGAGCCACAUCAGGGAAACUAGUCUGGAAGUGGCUCCUUCAUGAGCGCUGCCAUUGCCAGGGGUUCAGGGACAGAAUAAAAGGCCCAGGCUGUGGCCUUCGUAGGAACUGGGGAUGUGGGACUUGCACCCCAGGGGGUCUCUUAGCCCUCUCCUUCCGGUUUCUGAGCUCUCUCCUGUGGUAGCGCAGGCUGGAGUGGAGGGAAGUCUUUCUGGGUGGCUGCUGGCCUCCGGCUCCCCCCUGAUGCAUUUCCUACCCCAGCCCCUGUUCUGGUUUCCUGCAGAGACUAGCAGACAGAGAGAGAAACAUCUUUUCCUGGCAUCUCUGCUCUGGGAUGUUUCUGCUCACUGGUGACUAUAUAGUCUGACCCAAGAAUUCUAAUCACAGUAGGGAAAACCAUGAACUUCAUUCCCGUCUGCCAACUUGCCCAGGUUCACACCUUGAGUAUUUCCUGUGACUGGCUGACUGGCUAUGGAGGUUGGUGGACAGUGGUCACUAGCUCCCCACCUGGCCCAGGAGGAGACCUAAGGUAACUCUGGACUUGCCUAAACCACCUCUCAGUCCUUUCUCAUCUUGUAGCCUUGGGUGGUUGGCCAUUGCCUUCUGAAGGUUCCCCUUCUGGAACCCGGGAGUGGAGUCCCCUCACUCCUUUCCCUUUCCUGCUGGGCACCUCUCCCUGGGCUGUCUCCACAUCCACAGCUUUUUACCAUUACCUCCAUGAAUUUACACUUUUCUUCCUGACUGCAGUUCAGAGAGCCAGUGUUGAGAUUCCACCUGCUCAACCGACCCUCCCUGCUCUCUACCCAUCACCCUACCUUGGGACCUGUUGACCCUUCCUCUCCUCUUCCUUAUUUAAAUAUGAUGGAGUGAAUAGGAGCUCAAUGCCUCAAGUCAGACAACCUGGGUUCUCUGCUCUAUGUGAUGGGUAAUUUACUUAACCCCUCUGGGCCUUAGUUUAUCCAUAAAAUGGAAAUAAUAAGAAGAGACUAUGGCCUUGUGGGGACUAAUGGAAAGAAUGCACAGAGGCAUUGGUGCAAAGCCUAGCUCAUCAGAGGCCUCCAAAACAUUGGCCAUCAUUGACCAGCUUGCAAGAGUUUUCUAAUUGUCACUUGUGUCCUGUUGACUGGACCUCCAGUCCAUUCUGCACUUGGUGGUCAGACAUGUCUCUUUUCUGCAGAGGAACCUCUCUUGGCUCCCCUUUGCCCAUCAAGCAGUUUGGGCACAGUUUACCCCUUCACCACAUUUAUUCCUGCUCUCAUUUGCUCCCAGCUGUGUGUAAUGGACACAGGCACUCUCCCCUGGGCAAUCCUGAAACAUGUUUAGGAAGAGGCUGAGCAACGUGACUCCCUGACCCUUCCCCCAGCCAAAGCUGAAAGAUCUUAGUUUUUUUCUCCUGAGAAAACAGGGCCAUCCAGGCCAGGGCUGCCCAUUGGCCUGGACUAGGGCAGGUGGGUGGGAAAGAAAACACCCUGUGCAAACAGAGGCAUUCUGAGAGCUGGCUGCCUGGAUGGCUGUGUUGAUGAAUGUCAGGAUUCCUAUGGAAGGGCCUCACCCCUGUGGGGGGACCAGUCAGAAGCCUGCUUGCCCCUUACACGCUUCUGGGAGCCUCCCAUCCUGUGCCUUCCCUCUAGGCCAGGGGUUCUCAAACUGCGGCCCGCAGGCCACAUGAGGCAGUGUGAUUGUAUUUGUUCACGUUGUGUUUUCUUCAAAAUAAGAUAUGUGCAGUGUGCAUAGGAAUUUGUUUAUUGUUUUUUUGUUUGUUUUAAACUGUAGUCUGGCCCUCCAAUGGUCUGAGGGACAGUGAUUUGGCCCCCUGUUUAAAAAGUUUGAGGACGCCUGCUCUAGGCUCUGGGCCACUCAGUCAAACUCCACCUAUCAGAAGCAGCUUAUCUGCUAUUUGCCUGACACUGAGAUAAGAAUCUGGCUGGCAAUUUCAUGAUGCCAAGCUCAGGGGCAAGAGGAUGUCAGCACCCUUUGCUUUUUAUGGGGAAGAGAAGGGCAUACAGAACUCCCCUCUUUCAAAGGUCUGGGAGCUCUAGCCCACUUGCAGAGUGCUGAAGAGGGGCUUGCCCCGCCACCUUUUUGGCGAACUGUUUUUUCUAAGGGACCCUCCCCACCAGGGCUCGUCUUCCAGGCCCUACUCCCCAUUCAUCUCCCCCAAAAUGUGACGAUCUCAACUCCUGGACACUCCCAUCAUAGCCCGGCCAGCACCUCGGGCAGCCGGUCCCAAGCCUGCAGCAACUCCUCCCUUCUGCCAGCCUCUGGGAGGGAAAGAGGAGCGUGUUCCUUUAAGGGGCUGGUCCGGCGGGAGCACGGGGGUUUCUUCGCUGCCGCUUCCUUCCAGGCCAUUCAGGAGCCCCAGGUUCGCCCGCCGCCACAGACCAGGACCCGUCCUGAGCACUCCAGCUGUCGAGGAACUUCCUGGGGACGUUUUCCCUGCAACCUCAGCCUUGCCCACGACACCCUGGCGCUGUGGCCGUGCAUGUCGCAAUGGGCCUGCUGCCCCUGGUCCUGUUGCUCCUGGUCCUGUUGCUCCUAUUGCCUGGCAUCUCCGGACUGCCCUUCUACAAUGGCUUCUACUACUCCAAUGGCUGGAACCCAGGCAAUGGCCACACUGAAGGCCUCUUCAAUGGUGUGAAGCUGGUGGUAGAGACGCCUGAGGAGACCCUCUUCACCCACCGAGGGGCCAGUGUGACCCUGCCCUGCCACUACCACUAUGAGCCGGCCCUGGUCUCCCCACGGCCUGUGCGCAUCAAAUGGUGGAAACUGUCAGAGAACGGAGCCCCAGAGCAGGAUGUGCUGGUGGCCAUCGGGCUGAAGCACCGCUCCUUCGGGGACUUCCAAGGCCGGGUACACCUGCGGCAGGACAAGGAGCGUGAUGUCUCUCUGGAGAUCCGAGACCUGCGGCUGGAAGACUAUGGGCGCUACCGUUGUGAGGUCAUUGAUGGGCUGGAGGAUGAGAGUGGCCUGGUGGAGCUGGAGCUUCGGGGUGUGGUCUUCCCCUAUCAGCCCCCCCAAGGGCGCUACCAGCUCAACUUCCUCGAGGCCCAGCAGGCCUGUGAGGAGCAGGAUGCGGUGGUGGCCUCCUUUGAGCAGCUCUUCCGGGCCUGGGAGGAGGGCCUGGACUGGUGCAAUGCGGGCUGGCUGCAGGACGCCUCAGUGCAGUACCCCAUCAUGCUGCCCCGGCAGCCCUGUGGCGGCCUGGGCCUGGCACCUGGUGUGCGCAGCUACGGCCCACGGCACCGCCACCUGCACCGCUACGACGUGUUCUGCUUUGCCGCUGCCCUCAAGGGACAAGUGUACUACUUGGAGCACCCUGAGAAGCUGACGCUGGCACAGGCAAGGGAGGCCUGCCAGGAAGACAGUGCCCAGAUUGCCAAGGUGGGACAGCUCUUUGCUGCCUGGAAGUUUCGUGGCCUGGACCGCUGUGAUGCUGGCUGGCUGGCAGAUGGCAGUGUCCGUUACCCUGUGGUUCACCCCCGUCUCAACUGUGGUCCCCCAGAGCCUGGCGUCCGAAGCUUUGGUUUUCCAGACCCCCAGAAUUCCUUGUACGGUGUCUACUGCUAUCGCCAGCACUAGGACCCAGGGCCUGCCCCUGCCUCAUUCCCUAAUGGGCUGUGUAUUUAUUCAGUGGUUCAUUUUUCCCUGUGGGUGGGGGCAAUUUUAGUAUUGUUUUUAUACUUAUCAACUUAAAUCUAAAAAUAAUUUUUUUUUUACUAUUUUUUGUAAACUGGACAGAAUCCAAUGUCUCCCAUUGCUCAGGUGGAUACCCCAAGGCUCCCCAUCCAUGAAUUCUUCUGCCCUCUACUCUGGGACAUUUGAGGUUUAUGGGCUUUUAGAGGGCUCUCUGCCAUGUCCAAGACCAGCCUAUCUCCCUGUCCCAAGGAGGCUGGCAUCCAGAAAAGACAGUUGUCUGGCCAGGGUGCCACGGUGUGUGUAUCAGGGCCUGGUAGCUGCAGCUCUCCCUGAACCCCAGCGUGGGGGAGGGAGAGGACCUCUGGAGCUGGGCUUCGGGGCUCUUCUUCUCCCUUCUACUUCUCUGUGAAGCUGCUGGCCCAGAUUAGCCCACUAAAGAGGGAGUCGCUAGGCUUCUGGGUGACAUCAGGGAAAGGGAGAAAUUCCCAUCCCCAUUCUUCCCUCCACUCUUGUCUCCAAAGAGUCUGUGUUUUGUUCACAUUCUUCCCUUUGUGGGGAGUGGCCAGCCAGUGUGUGUACUUUCUUUGGAUAAUAAAUGGUGCUG
This is a messenger RNA of Nycticebus coucang (slow loris), 4900 nucleotides long. It is a transcript of the gene HAPLN3, whose product is annotated as hyaluronan and proteoglycan link protein 3. Gene Ontology annotation, biological process: cell adhesion. The transcript has 5 exons. The record is from RefSeq and is a predicted model, not a curated record. Gene Ontology annotation, molecular function: hyaluronic acid binding. The coding region runs from base 3151 to 4239 and encodes 362 amino acids. NCBI's taxonomy places the organism in Eukaryota, Metazoa, Chordata, Mammalia, Primates, Lorisidae.